AUGACCGAUCGGAGAAGGCACGGAGCGGAUGGAUUUCACUUAGCAGGGAUGAAAAAUACAAUGACAAGCGUUGUAACCAGUUCUCAUAAUAUUCCACGAGAUACAACUGAUCUCCAACAACAAUUCACGCGAGAAGAUGUUCCAACCAAAGCUACUCAAUACACUCUUCUACAACUCAUCACUAUGGUACGAGAUAACCCGAUUCUAUAUGACGACGAAUUACAAGCACAGAUACCUGAUAAUCUGUUGAAAGCUCAGAAACGAGAAACUUGGGAUCGAAUACGUAAUGAUAUAGUGUGGCAGGAUGUAUCUCUUGUACAAGAAGUAUGGUCAGAUCUUCUUGAUCAAUAUGCCAGAAAAUCGAUGGAUAUGUCGGAUAAUCUUAUAGAAGCAAUGCGUUGGACUGAUUCCAUACUUAAUAAGAAAAAAAGCGAUUCUCGGCCUUCUUCGCAAUUGAACUCAAUGUCAUCGACACUCGACAAAAAUUUUUAUGCCGACGUUCCACUUGCCGAAGAUGUGUUAGAACCCGAGCAACCCAUUGGUAACACUUCACCAUCUCUCAAAUAUGAUUAUGUCGUUAUCCAACCACAAGUGAAUCAUGGACGAACGAGUUCCCAUCAAACGCAUCAGCCAAUUCAGAACAGUGCAUCUCAAUAUUCGAGAAGAAAAUCACCUUCACCAAGAGAAACCGAAGCGAUUGUCAGAACAUAUCCACUUUCCCCGAAAAGAACAAACCAUAGGAUGGAGAGUUCGCAAGAACCGAAAAUUCCACCUAUUCACGCCGAUAUCAAGAAAGAUAUACCCUCGAUGAAUUUUGGGCGGCAGUCAGUAUUGGUUGAAGUUGAACCAUCGUCAUCAUCUUAUUCAACUCCUAAUUCCAAAAUGUACAAAAUGGUGAACACUCAAAGAGGUUCAACGCCUCAAGCAACAGUGACUGUAACAUCAACUCGGAGAUUAGUGCAGUUGCCACAUCGAACAAGUAAUCUCGGUUUUGAAUCGAUGCCAGAUCAAUUGAUUGAACCCCCAAACAUGCAUGCCGAACCUCCAAAAAAGAAAAUGAUGAUGGACGUAGGGAAUCAUCAUCAACAUCACCAUCAUAUCCAUCAUCGAAACAAUACAAUGGUCGGGCCUAGCUCGUCAACAAUGCCGACAACUCGUUCUGAUGAUGCACUGCGGAAUACCAAAGUUAUGUCAGACGUAGUUCCGAUUGCUGACGACGAAAUUAUUCUGGACGCAAGCGGAGAGUGUAAAAUUGGACCUUCCGGGAUGUUGUUGGCUUCUCAACAACCAUCGAGUUCUCGAAAUCUCGAGUUGAAUCCGAAUAUGCCGUCUACAUCCGAGGAUGGAAUGCAGCAUUAUCAUCAUCAUGAAAUCGAGGACGGUGGAGUUGUGGAAGAAAUGGAUCAGCAAAUCGUCGGUGGCGCACAAUCAGAAGAAAUGGCAAUUCAGUAUGACGAAGAUCUCUCGUUUCAACAGCAUAUUAAUACAGUUUUAAAUAGGUUAAAUGAUGAAGACAAAGCCCUAAUGAAAUUCCAAAUGCAAAAAAUCAUUCUUGAUGCAAGAUUUGGCGUUGGCACAGCCAGAAACUUGCUGAAAGACGAAAUUUGCGAAGUGGAGCCACACGAUGAAAUCGAUCCCACUCAAAUGCCAAAUGAAGAACCAAUCUGA
This is a messenger RNA of Caenorhabditis remanei, 1668 nucleotides long. RefSeq lists its product as uncharacterized. The transcript has 9 exons. NCBI's taxonomy places the organism in Eukaryota, Metazoa, Nematoda, Chromadorea, Rhabditida, Rhabditidae. The coding region runs from base 1 to 1668 and encodes 555 amino acids. Gene Ontology annotation, cellular component: nucleus; transcription regulator complex. The record is from RefSeq and is a predicted model, not a curated record. Gene Ontology annotation, biological process: regulation of transcription by RNA polymerase II.